Messenger RNA from Sinocyclocheilus rhinocerous, 2356 nucleotides. It is a transcript of the gene cunh12orf56, whose product is annotated as chromosome unknown C12orf56 homolog. The transcript is spliced from 13 exons. Bases 155 to 1876 code for a protein of 573 amino acids. NCBI's taxonomy places the organism in Eukaryota, Metazoa, Chordata, Actinopteri, Cypriniformes, Cyprinidae. The record is from RefSeq and is a predicted model, not a curated record.
UUGACAGGAGUUAAAUACAUUACGCAUACACCUUACAGCCGACACAGCAGGGAUUGAGUGAAUGCAGAAAUGACUUCUGUAUGGUAUUGAAUAUGACAGCGCGAGCGGGAUAUGGGACGUAGGGUGUGUGUGUGGUGUUAAAGGUGACAUUCCCAUGGCCAGAAGCAGCGCGCGCGGGCUGCUCCGCCACAACAACAGCAAACUGGACUCUUUCCUCAAGAGGAACACCAGUCGGGAUGUGUACGAGCGGAUCCGGGUCUACGAGCCGUGUGUGGUGGUCUCGGGCUCGGUCAAGAAGGUUUUUAUGCAUGUGAUCUUGAGCGAUGAGCGCGUGUAUCUGAGCGAGUAUCAGCCGCGCGCGCUGCGAGAGGCGCUCAGCUUCAGACACAUCAAGAGCAUCGAGCUGAUCAAUGAUUUGCCAGAUUUCCUCAGCGGACAGGACCGUGAGCGCUCAAUGCACAUCCGUGUUGUUCAUACCGCAAAGGAUCCUGGGAAAAAGAGCUCAAGACCCAAAGGAUCCGUUCAGAAUAAGCCAUCAUUUCCAUCGCGAGGACGCAACUCGAGUGCCCGUCAUUCUCUGGAGGGCGUGAGUCCCAGCUGGAGAAUCUCUCCCACAUCAAUGAGUGAUGGUGGUCUGGAGGAAGAAGAAGGCAGCGUCAUUCCGAAGAGACGUUCAGCUUCCUGUCUGAACCCGGAUGUUUUGACUCUGGCUGUGUUUAAUACGUCUCCCGCUCACUCCUCCAGCUCCAGUGACCAGCGGCAGAGUCCCAGCGCUUCAGUCCCGACAGCACUGAUGAGGAGAGCAUCAACUGAGGAGCAGGAGCAGGAGCAGGAGGAGGAGAAAGAGGAAGAGUUACACCUUUAUGCUGUGUCUCCAUCAUCACGAAUAUACCUCCACCUGCAGAGCUCCUGGAGCAGCUACAUCAUACGAUCAACUUUGAUGCUGGACCCAGUGUACAGGAAGAGAUGUGGCAUAUCCUCCUCUUCUCCCCAGAAACAGAAAUAUCAGAAAAUCAGCUGGGAACGGACGUGUCACUUGUUCAGUCAGCUGAGCGGAGAGCUGCUGCAGGAGAACAUCAGCCUGGAGAGUCUGUAUUUACUCCUGCAGGAGCUGCACACGGCCACGAACCGCAACCCCACCAUCAAGAAGCUCUUCUGGAGGUCACCGGACCUUUAUCCUUUCCUGGUGAAAUCGCUGUCGGAAAGCUCUCAGGGCGGCCAGGAGGGAGUUCACACAGCCGACAGACUUCUGCUGUGCACUUUGGUGGUUCAGAUAUUAAGCCUGAUGUUCAGGGAAACAGAGAUCGAAGCGGCGAGGCUCAGCAUGCUGACGGCCAAACAGGGAGCUCUUACGGAGAACAUGCUGCUGGCUUUAGUGUGUGAUCCAGAUCUCCAGCUGCCAGACUCCACUGAUGCCUCUAAAUCUUCACUUAAUAAGCUGCAGGCAGACUAUCUGGAUGCGGCAUCUGCGCUGCUGUUUGAGCUGGUUGUGUUCUGUCAGGAGGCUAGUCGCACACCUGCUCUGGGACAUUUCCUCACCAUCGGCUGGGUGUUUCGCUUGCUUAAACCGCAUCCGUUCUUACUCCCGUUCGUGGGCUAUCAGGCCCAGCAGCUGGUUCUGGUUCUGUGGGGUCCUCAGGAUCCUCUCAGCCCGUCUCAGGCGGUUCUCCUGUUCCAGCGCUGCCGUGUUCUGUUAGCCUGUCUGCAGCACAGCGCCUGUCUGAGCAAGUACAUCAGGACGGGGUUCAAGGAGGAGUUCAGGUACUAUGUGAAGACGUCAGGGCUGGAGGACAGACUGCCCCAUCACUACCCCAUCAGUCAGCCUGCCCAGAACCUUCUUUCCCAGCUCCUCAGUCUGGUUCUCCAGAAACCUUGAGCUCUGGCUCUUUCUCCUUCUGUUCCUCUGGGAUUCAUUUCUUGUUUUAUUUCUGCAGAUAGACGUGGGAAUAUGCGUUUGAAUGAACAUGCUGCACUUUAAGAUUGAGUCUUGUAUUGUGUCUUACUAUGUUUUGAACAGAGACUGGGAUUUUACUCUGCCUUUGUCUACACUCAGGAUUAUUAUUAUCACUGUAAUAUGUGUAAAAUAUCGGCAAUUUGAUGGAAAGUCAGUGCAGAGAACAUUUAAUAUAUUCAAAUAUUUAUAAAAUAAUGAACAUAAUGUGCACUUUUCAAUGAACAAUUUCAAGUUUGGCAGGCCACUCUAACAUAUCACAGUAUUAUAAUAUGAAUCUUUUUCAUAUUUGUUUUGCUGUACUGUAACUAAAGCCUGAUGCACUUGUUUAUUUUGGUUGGUUUUUGUUUGAAUGCACUUUUUCUCUGUAAGACUCGACUGAUUUUCAGGAACUCCAUGUACCUC